UGUCAAAUCAAAGCAAAGUUUACGAAAUCGGCCACAAGAGGUCUCUGAGUUAUCUAAUUUUGCUAGUGUUGGUGAGUGUGAUUUUCGUACAAUUCAAGUCCAAUCCUUCCAGCAAAAUGGCCAAUUAUCUGAUGCGCCGGGCGCUCAUCAAUGCUAUCCGUGUUCCUGUCUGCGCCAGGGCUGGAUCCACUGGAAACACUGAACUUGCCAAGAUUGGUGACCGUGAGUGGGUAGGCUAUGGUUUCAACGGCCAGCCCAACUACGUAGACAGGCCUGACUUCCCCCUGCCUGCCAUCCGGUUCCGUGAGGACACCCCUGACAUUAAGGCUCUCCGUGAAAAAGAAAAGGGUGAUUGGCGCAAAUUGACCCUCGAAGAAAAGAAAACUCUGUACAGAGCUUCAUUCUGUCAGACCUUCGCUGAGUUCCAGGCCCCCACCGGAGAGUGGAAGGGAGUCGUUGGUUGGGCUCUAGUCCUCUCAUCUUUGGCUGCUUGGAUCUACAUGGCCAUGAAAGUCUUUGUGUACAGUCCUAUUCCUGACUCAUUGAGCGAAGAGAGGCAGAAGGCUCAGCUCCAGAGAAUGUUGGACCUUAAGGUGAACCCCAUCGAUGGACUUGCAUCCAAGUGGGACUACGAAAACAACCGCUGGAAGUAAAUUUGAUACCGCACUGGCGAGUAAACACUUCUGGGUUGUAGUGUAGAGAAGAAAUCGUGUAUUUAAGAAAAUAAACAUCUGUGUAAGAUAAUAAAUGUGAUUCCAAUCAAAUGU
Molecule: messenger RNA, 767 nt
Organism: Bombyx mandarina (wild silkworm)
Lineage: Eukaryota; Metazoa; Arthropoda; Insecta; Lepidoptera; Bombycidae
Product: cytochrome c oxidase subunit 4 isoform 1, mitochondrial
Biological process (GO): mitochondrial electron transport, cytochrome c to oxygen
Cellular component (GO): respiratory chain complex IV
Source: RefSeq, a predicted model, not a curated record